GUAGGUUAAUAAAACACGGGUUUUUUUAAUUUCUUAUCUUUGAUUAUUUAUUUAACAAAAAAUUUAAAUUCCACCAGUAUUAUGAGCGCAGCCAAAAAGUUAAAAUCUUUGGUUCUUGUAACCCUGGGCGGAUAUUCUACAUAUGCAGGCAUAAGUUUUUGGCGCAAUGAUGAAAAAUUUUACAGAAGUUUUAUCAUGCCUGUUAUACAUUUUCUACCAGCAGAAGGGGCCCAUAACUUAGCCGUUAUGUGUAGUAAAUACAGAAUUUUUCCCACAAGCUUGUAUAAGGACCCAGAAUCAUUGAGUGUAAGACUGUUUAACAAAACAUUUUCUAAUCCCAUUGGCAUAGCUGCAGGUUUCGAUAAAAAUGGUGAAGCUGUUUUGGGUUUGAAAGAUUUGGGAUUUGGAUUUGUUGAAAUUGGAUCAGUGACUCCAGUACCUCAACCUGGCAAUGAAAAACCUAGAGUAUUUAGAUUAUUGGAAGAUAAAGCUGUUAUUAAUAGGUAUGGAUUUAACAAUGAUGGGCAUGAUGCAGUUUAUGAAAGGAUAAAAAACAUUAAAAGUUCAGGUUUUGAUGGAAUUUUAGGGGUAAAUUUGGGAAAAAAUAAAACUUCCACGGAUGCAAUUAAUGAUUAUGUGCAAGGUAUAAAGAAAUUUGGCCCUGUUGCUGAUUAUUUAGUCAUAAAUGUUAGCAGUCCCAACACUCCAGGCUUGAGGUCACUUCAAAGCAAAGAAUCUCUAAGAGAAUUAUUUUGUGCACUGGUCGAAACAAGAAACAGUUUGGAAGAAAAACCGCCUCUUCUGCUAAAACUGGCGCCCGAUCUGAGUUUCCAGGAGAGAAAGGAUGUGGCCGAAGUUAUACAAAAACCGGAAUGCAAAGUUGACGGCCUUAUUAUUUCCAAUACGACAAUUGAAAGACCAAGUUCGCUGAUAAAUGUAUCGGACAAAAACGAAACCGGCGGAUUAAGUGGGGAACCUUUGAAGCAGGUUUCCACUGAAAUGAUCAGAGACAUGGCCAGGUUAACGCACAGAAGUGUACCCAUAAUUGGAGUUGGAGGAAUUUCCACUGGACAAGACGCUUACGAAAAAAUUAAAGCUGGCGCCUCAGUUGUUCAAAUUUAUACAUCGCUGGUUUACGAAGGCCCUCCUAUUGUCGAUAAAAUUAAAAAGGAGUUGGUUUCACUUUUGAAGAAAGAUGGCUUUAAAAGUAUAAAUGAAGCUGUGGGAACGAAUGUUUUUAAAUAAAGUCAAAGACCUUAAUUUCUAAAAAUC
Brassicogethes aeneus is the source of this 1272-nucleotide messenger RNA. The record is from the annotation of a GenBank genome assembly. Lineage: Eukaryota; Metazoa; Arthropoda; Insecta; Coleoptera; Nitidulidae.